This is a messenger RNA of Hippoglossus stenolepis (Pacific halibut), 632 nucleotides long. Its product is annotated as protein FAM180A. The record is from RefSeq and is a predicted model, not a curated record. Bases 96 to 584 code for a protein of 162 amino acids. The transcript has 3 exons. Lineage: Eukaryota; Metazoa; Chordata; Actinopteri; Pleuronectiformes; Pleuronectidae.
CCUCUUCCUGGACUCACUGAGGUGGUAGAGGGAGCGCAGAGGUGAGAGGGUUGUGCUGGAUUAUCUGUCGCUGAUAAUCAAGAAGAAUAAACACGAUGAAACUGAAACUUAAAAUCUGCCUUCAGGUAUUUUUGUGGCUUUGGUCUGAACAAGUGCUGCGAGAUGUGGCAGCGGGCACAAGUCCAACUUCUAAAAUGACUGACUCACCAGUGUCUGAUGCAAACCUGAUGUUUGAGCUCCUGCUGGGCGGGGUGGAGGUCGACCAGGAUAAAAACAUCCUCCUGCUUGAUAAGGAGAUGGCAUCGAUGAGGUCGGGGCGGGCCUUCCUGUCUCAGAUCAAUGAUAAUAUUCCCAGAAAGCGUGAAUCCAUGGUGCAGAUGGUGGACGCGCUGGAGGAGCGGGGGACGAGGCCACUGACUCAGGCGCAGUUUGAUAGUCUCGUCCUGAGCAUGGUGUACUCUGCCCACCAGGCCUGGCACCAGGAGAGAGGAGAGGAACAGGCGGCCUGGGGCAGGGUGCUGCUCCAGCUGGCCAAUGUCACGGUCCAUGAAUUACGAGGAAAUCAUCUCUACAGUUAUGCCUAAUACACCGACUGCCAGUCUUUAUGAAAUAAAAGAGCAUGUUAUAAACCA